Molecule: messenger RNA, 336 nt
Organism: Protopolystoma xenopodis
Lineage: Eukaryota; Metazoa; Platyhelminthes; Monogenea; Polystomatidea; Polystomatidae
Source: the annotation of a GenBank genome assembly
GUAUCCAGUCCACAAGAUAUCAAUAUUGCUUCUGCUUCUUCCACGGAGCAACUUAUCGAACUGCAGCCCUCUGAUGAGGCGGUUGCUCAUAUAGUAACAUUUGUCUUGAAAGGGGCCCAGACGACUUCAUACUCCCCUUUAAAUACCCAUAUAAGAGCUCGUGCUCUCAGAAUUACAGAAACUGUGAAAAUAUUGGUAGUUGAUCUAGAACCAUGCACAGAGUAUAUCUUUAGCGUUUACUCCGUAGCUGAAAAUGGAGUUUCUAAUAAUCCAAUAAAAGUCAAAGGAAAGACACGUAAGACACUUGUGAUUGGCUCAUUGAGUCUUGAUUUUUAA